Amoebophrya sp. A120 is the source of this 1912-nucleotide messenger RNA. The record is from the annotation of a GenBank genome assembly. Lineage: Eukaryota; Dinophyceae; Syndiniales; Amoebophryaceae.
AGGAAAUUAGCACCCUCGUCGCGACGCUCGCGGCUCGGUGUCUGGCCGCGUGGUUUGGCGGCGAGAGUGAGCCACUCUCUUGGUACCGGGAAUUGGUAUCAUCUACUUGUUCACCAGGAGAACCGGGGGUCAUAUCUUCUUCUUCAUCGGCUAUGGUUGUUCAUCCCAACUACGAAGCCCCUACGACCACCUCUUCUUCUUUCUCCCCCACCGGCCGCCUGCUUUCGCUCGCGGAUUGUCGCUUGUUUUCCUCGCCAGCCGCGCUUUGGAGUCUGGACUACAGUGGGCAGAAGGUCUGGAGCCAGCAUUUGUACGAGGAGGCGGGCAAGGUGCCGAACCACAUUUUAAGCUUGACCCUCUCCGCGCUUAAGCAGUUGAACGCGUUUGACCUUCGACGCGGACGCGCAGGAGGCCGCGAUUCAGUAGUUGUACAACCAUAUGCGACCUCGAACAACAACACGACCGCCAAAACUGAAUUCGCGCUGCUUCCUGGACAUAAAAAUCAGGAAGUUAGUAAAAGUAAAACUAAUGAAAAUGAAGAUCAACAUCAACCUUUUGUCAGCAGCACGUAUUUUGCUUCCGUGCUCCCCAUCUACAGCCUGAAGGUGUUCGGGCUGAGCUUUUUUUCCGCACCGAAUGAGGAGGCAUUCGUGCUGGACGCGACCAAGUCCUUCACCAAGGAGUCCAACCGCGCCAAGCCGCACAAGCAGUAUGUCCGCUUGUUUCUGCCCCUGGCGUUCCCGAAGUUUCUGUUCAAGAAGUUUUUCCAGCACGGAGGCUUUGACCUGCACCGGGAACUGGUCAAAAUAAAGGCCCUGGUCGGCGUAGACCUGCUCACGCCAAUGGGGAAAAUAUUCCAGUGGGACAGUAUGCAUCGCAAAUAAAGUAUCGUUCUACGUACUUAGCAAUAGCAACUCUUUUAUUUUGCAUGACUAAGUGUAGUUUCCUCAGCGUGAGAAAUGGACAAAUUUGUGACGGAAAUUGUUCUCAGGAUGAAAGCGAUUUAUUUGAAUUUGUAUAUGCAGGCUUGCAAGAAUUUGAAUUGCGCAUGGAAAAAAUACGAUACUUUUGAAUAGGAUACACAGCACCCACGUGCAAAAGGACUGGAUUUGCCACACUAUCAGUGCCGGCGCGGAACAAGACUACGUGCUGGGGCGGCUGCAUCCGCUUGACAAAGACACGGUGGAACUGCACGCGAAGUUCGCCGACGCCAUUCUGUCAGUGGAGAAAGAGUUGAAGCUGACGGAGGUCCUUGGUUCAUCUUCUGGGACUUCUGCUAGUACCGGAGGCUUGACUGCUCCUAGUACACAUGGUGGAAGUACUAGUGCAGCUACUGCUGCAGCUCCUGUUGCUAGUACUAGUUCUGCGUCGUUUGAUGAUCUGGAAUUUUGCCGGCAGCUGGACAGCUUCGCGCGCAAGCAAGGGGAGCUCUUGGAUCAGCUGAUGCAGAAACUCCAUCCGCAGGAACCAGUCAUCAACAUGAUUCCUGAAUUGCGGCAGCUGCUCCGUGCGGCUUUGGAAGGAGUCAACGACAACCUGCACUCUGCGACGUCGCUCCUCAUGCAGCAGCGCAGCAACACGGGCGCGGUGCUGUUUGGAGGUGGGGGAAUUUCUUUACGCCCUGAAAACUUUUUCACAUUCAUUCCAUCCAAUUUGCGACCACUUGUGUCUGAUGUCAUGCAAAAAUCAGCAAUGGGAAUGGAGGAAAGAAAGCUAAUAUCAAAGUCGCGGUUAUGUUAGUCAUGCUCAUGCAAAAAAUAAAAAAAGUGGAUGGAAAUGCUUGCAAAUUUUCGGGGAAUAUUCUUCAUCGACCAGGGUGGUGGGACUACAUUCAUCUAUGUGCACGACGGCGAACAACAACAAUAAGGUAGCUCCUGCGGAGGAUGAAGUCAGCGUGUUGCGCAACAGUGUG